Messenger RNA from Micromonas pusilla CCMP1545, 561 nucleotides. RefSeq lists its product as uncharacterized. Lineage: Eukaryota; Viridiplantae; Chlorophyta; Mamiellophyceae; Mamiellales; Mamiellaceae. The transcript has a single exon. The annotation marks the transcript as partial. The record is from RefSeq and is a predicted model, not a curated record. Gene Ontology annotation, molecular function: RNA binding.
UCGGAGAGCGGCGCCGAGCCGACGAUGUGGCACAACGUGCACGUGUCCAACGUGUCGCUGUCGGUGUCCGAGUCGGCGCUCGCGCGCGUCUUCGCCGGGUGCGGACGCGUGUUAGACUGCCGGACCUGCGGGGACUGCGGGGACAAGAAGAAAUUCGCGUUCGUCGCGUUCGAGACGUCGCACGAGGUGGAUCAGGCGCUGACGCUGGACGGGUUCGUGGUGGACGGCCGCGCGAUCAGAGUCACGCGAUCGAAAACCGCGGUGAUACCGGUGAACCCGGGGCUGCUUCCCACGUCCGAGGCGGACGUCGAGCGCUGCGGGCGGACGGUGUACGUCUCGAACAUCGACCCGACGACGUCGGACGAUGAUCUGAAGCGCGCGUUCGAGGCGAACGCCGGGGCGAUUCGGCGGGCGCACGCGUUGUCGUCGUCGCGGCGGGACGCGCGAAACGCGUUCAUCGAGUUUGAGAACGCGUCGAGCGCGGUGAGCGCGUUGGGGAUGAGCGGGCGGGUGAUUGGCGCGCGUAAGGUGCGCGUCGUGCCGUCGAAGACGCCGUUGAAG